UUCAAUAUCUUAUAUACAUAAUAUGGGAAAAGUAGCUGAUGAAUCUGAAUAUUUGAGGACAGAAGUAGCACUGUUACAAUUUUCUGAUGCUAAUUUCAAAUCUCCAUUAUCUCCUUUGUUCAUACACAUUCAUGAUGAUGAUCAUCAAACCACUACUAGUUUUGACUCUGAAUCUGACCCAUCAUCACAACAGCAGCAGCAGAAUGAACAACAGCAUCCAAAAGAUGAGUGGCUUCCACUAACUGAAUCAAGAAAUGGAAAUGCAUAUUAUGCAGCUUUUCAUAUUCUAAAUUCCAACAUUGGUUUUCAAGCUCUCAUGCUUCCUGUUGCCUUUGCCACUCUUGGUUGGAUUUGGGGUAGUGUGUGUUUGUCAAUAGCAUUCACUUGGCAACUUUAUACAAUAUAUCUUCUAAUUGAGCUUCAUGAAUCUGUCUCUGGAAAACGUCAAAGUAGAUAUCUUUUCCUUGCAAUGUCUGCAUUUGGUGAACGAUUAGGAAAAGUAGCAGCACUAUUUCCAGUAAUGUACCUAUCAGGAGGUAGUUGUGUAAUGUUUAUAAUCACUGGUGGUGGGACAAUGAAGCUACUAUUCAAGACUCUAUGCGAAAACCAUAACGGGACAACAUGCGGCGCGCACUCGCUAAGUGGGGUGGAGUGGUUCUUAGUGUUUACUUGUUUGGCCAUACUCAUUGCACAGUUGCCUAAUCUCAACUCAAUGGCUGCUGUCUCUUUGGUGGGAGCUGUUGUCUCUAUCAGUUACUGCACACUGUUUUGGUCACUUUCUGUUAAGAAAGGUAGGCCAAUGGGUGUGUCCUACAAUACUACACUGGUGCAACAAGAAUCAACAUUGGUGAAGAUUAGUGACAUUUUGAAUGCUAUUGGAAUCAUUGUGCUAGCUUUUCGAGGUCACAAUGUUGUACUAGAAAUUCAAGGAACUCUACCUUCAAAUUUGAAAGAAACAUCAAAAGAACCAAUGCGUAGAGGAGUGACCAUUUCAUAUAUACUUAUUGCCAUGUGUGUCUUUCCUCUCUCAAUUGCUGGAUUUUGGGCAUAUGGAAACCAGAUACCUUCUGAUAGAGGAUUUUUAACUGCAUUCCCACAAUUCCACAAACAUGAAGUAACAAAAUUCUCAAUAGGUGCAAUCUAUGUUCUAGUGAUACUACAUUGUUUGAGUAGCUUCCAAGUCUAUGCCAUGCCAGUUUUCGACAACUUGGAACUAAGAUACACAACCUUAAAGAAUAAAAAAUGUCCACGAAUUGUGAGAACAUGCUUUCGGUUACUCUUUGGAGGGUUCACAUUUUUUAUAGCAGUAACAUUUCCUUUCUUGCCAAGCCUUGGUGCUCUGAUAGGUGGAAUGACCCUUGUGCCCCUCACAUAUGCAUAUCCUUGUUUCAUGUGGCUAGCUAUUAAGAAACCUCGUACAAAGGGUAUAGUAUGGUGCUUCAACCUCGUACUUGGUUGCUUAGGGAUGGUUCUUAGUGUACUUUUGGUGGCUGCUGCUAUAAGGACUUUGGCUGACAAAGGGUUAAAUGCUAAUUUCUUCAAACCAUGAUCAAAGACAAGCAAAGCAACCACAAAAUAUUCAUUAUUCAACAAUAAAUGUAUUGUAAUCCCAAUUGAUAUUUUGUAUGGGUCACCAACUGUUGGAACAUUAUGCAUAUAUUCCAAUAUAGGGAGAUGAAUUGAAAAAGUUCAUUAAGUGAAGUCCCACAUUGUAUAUUAGUUGAAAAAACUUCUUAGUCCCACAUUGCUUAGAUUAGAAAUCUUAGCUAGUUUAUUUCAUUAUAUAAUGAAGUCACUUGUUUCAUUCCAAAACACACCAAAAACUUAAUUUGAGUUUUUCCUUCCUCACUCUCAUAACUCUGCGUCUUUCGAAUUGUCGAAGCGCCAACUUCUCCCUCUUUCUUUCUACUCGUUGAAUUUUCCGAGUACCUUCUUGAAUUCUCUUUAGAGAAUAAUGUUAAUUUCUCCUCGUUUGAGUUGAGAAAUUAUAAGUAUAAUUUUUUCUUGGAUUCUCUUUAGAGAAUUAUUGAAAUUUCUCUUGGUUUGAGAAAUUACUACGACUGGUCUUUAUACCAGAUACUAAGAUGGUAUUCAUACCAUAUUUGAAUGGUCCUAGUACCAUUUGAGGGUGUAUUUCUAGACCGAUUAUCUACCGUGCAAGUAGUAAUCGUAUAGUAUAGAACUGGGCUGUUUUAUCCUGGAGGCGUCGUGGUUAUUAAGAGCUGCUUUGCAUAAUUUUGGCAGUACCGCGAAACGUCUUAAAGAAAGCGUACCGAUCCGCGACUCGACCCGGUAAUUUCUUUGGUGGCAAAGUUGUUAAAAUCGUGAUCCAACAAUUUUAAGACGUUUCGAAUUGCCAUGGCUACUGAAGAAAUUAUUGGUACUUCUGCGGAUACUUUCUUUGACAAACCGUCAUGUUUGAGAGAUGUCACUUCAAAUGUUGGCAACAAAUGAUGAUUUUCUUCUUAAUGUUGAAAAAAAAAUAGCUAACAUUUUGACCGAGGACAUUUUGUUGCUCCCUUUGGAUCAACCGAACAUACUAACGGUAAGAAAUUUGAGGAUCAAAAGGAACACAUAAUAGUGUUGAAGCUGAAUCUGCUGCACAGAUUAAAGCGAACAAUUUACAGCUUAGGAAUGAAAUCACCUUAUAGAAAGAAUGAUUAUAACAUUCUGAAUAGAAUCACAAAUGAUCUGUAUGACUAUUACAGUAAUUGUGAUACUUCAAAAUAUGUUUAAGAGACUCUGAAAAACAAGUAUGACAUUGAAGAAGCUGGAGAACAGAAGAAUGAUUUUAGCAGCUACGUGAAGUAUCAGAUGGUAGUUGAAAGGUCCAUAGAAACUCAAAGUCACGAACUUCAAAAUAUUGCUCAUAAGAUCAUCACUGAAGGUAUGUAUUUAUAAGCAAUUUGAAUUUCUUUUAUUAUUGACAAACUGCCCCUAGUUUGAAAGUUUUUAUGAAUUAUGUCUUGUUAGAAAAUAAAAUAAUAUUUUAUUUAGAGACUGAUUAUUCUCAUUAAAGAAGAAUAUCAGAGACAUGAUUAAAUAGAAAAGUCUUGGUUGCUUUAAACAACAAAAAUAAAUUCGGUAUGGUUCUAAAGCCAUAUGGCAAAUCAUUAUAGAAUUAGAACUGCAAUAUUGUGAACCGAAUUAAGAAUGAGAACCCUUCUAUGGCCCCAAUUGCUCCAACUAGACAACAACCACCACCUCAAAGAAAUGACGUGGUUUUGCUUUUGUUUCAACUGUGGAAAACUAAGUCAUAUGGCUAAGAGAUGUAGCAUGUAAUGCUUGAACUUGGUGUGGCCCGUAAUGCACGAGUUAACCUGGCUAAUGGAAAAUUUAUUCAUAUGAUCAUUGAAAUCAACAUGGUUGAUAGAUUUGAUGGUUGGUGGAUAAACACAGGCGUCUCUCGUCGUGGUUGUUAUGAUCGUGUUAUGUUUAAAACAUACACGAAUACUAAAGAUAAGAAAGUGUUGUUGGGAGAUGCCCACACCACUAAUGUUGUCGAUAUUGGAGAAGUGGAACAUGGUCCACCUAUGAAAAGACUUUAAUCUUGAAGAAUGUCAUGUAUACUUCUGAUAUUAUAAAGAAUCAUGUUUAUGUUUUCUCUUCUUCUUAUAAAUAAGGAAAUAUUUAGUCAAUUUAUUGGGGUAGAUUUGUACACCAUCAUCAUAAAGAAUGAUAUUUUUGUGAAUGAAAUUGAUAAGUUCAAAAACUUUGUAAAGAAUUUGAAAAUGAUUUAGUAAGAAUUUGUAGUGAUAGGUAAUAUGUAUGAUUCUAGUUUAUUUAAUAAUUUUUAUAAACAACAUUGAAUUGUACAUGAAACGACUGCUCCAUAUUCCCCUGAAAUAAAUGGUAAAGCAGAAACAAAGAAUAGAACUCUUAUUGAAUUUUUUGUUGCAAUUAUGAUGAAUUCUGGUGCUGCACCUCACUAGUGGGGGGAAAUUUUAUUGACUGUUUGUUAUGUCUUGAAUAGAGUUCCCAA
Messenger RNA from Vicia villosa (hairy vetch), 3982 nucleotides. RefSeq names its product lysine histidine transporter-like 8. Gene Ontology annotation, cellular component: plasma membrane. The record is from RefSeq and is a predicted model, not a curated record. Bases 23 to 1549 code for a protein of 508 amino acids. The transcript is spliced from 4 exons. Lineage: Eukaryota; Viridiplantae; Streptophyta; Magnoliopsida; Fabales; Fabaceae.